UGUUACAGACAUCCUAAAAUAAAAAUGAAGACAACUGGUCUCUUGCUCAUCUCAUUAUGGUCUCUUUGCUGGGCUCGUCCUAUAUCCAGAUAUCCAGGUGCACACCACAGCAGCUCCAAAGAACACUGGACUAUUUCAGUUGAAGAAAGCUUGAACAAGAUAGCUGAUUCCACAGACCAUGAAGAUGCAGGAAACAGACGAAGCUCAAGCACAGAAGACAGAAGGAAAGAACUUGGAGACAACAGCUGUGAAAAUUGUGAAAGGAACAGUUUCCCCAGGAAGGUUUCCAGCAGUAGCCUUGAGAGCUUUGCAGAAAAUGAUCAUGAAUGGAGCACUCAAGACAAUGAAGAGGGAGGUUAUUUCAGACCCCAAAUGGUCCAUAGGAAAUGGCCAGACAGCAAGGAUUCCCAUAACCACGAUCACCAGCAGGAAAUAAAUGAGGAGAGUUCUGAUGAUGAAUCUGCUGGCAGAAUGUCAUUGGAGGACCAAAGUGAAGGCCACCUUUAUGGGGCUAACAAAGAAUCCAAAGAACAGUUUGAUGUUGAGAAUGAUGGCAUGCUUUAUACCCCAGAACAAGUCCUUUAUACUUUUGUGGAGAAAGGAGGAAGUGAUCUAACAACUGAGGAAGACACCAGUGGUGAUGACUCUUUAGAUGAAGAUCCUGGGCACACUAAAUCUCCAAGUGAAGUAGAUGCUCUGCAACCUCCAGCAACUCAUGGAGAACAGGAUGGUAAUACUGUAAGUCAACAUUCUGAUGAUAGUAGCAGCAGCAGCAGCAGCAGCAGUAGCAGCAGUGAAAGCAGAAACCUUGAGACAGAUGACAACCACAUUAUUGAUUAUGGCAGACGACAUGGAGGUGAUAGUUACAGUAGCAGCCAAGAAGACAGAUAUGAUUAUCAAAGUGAAGAAAUGCAAGGAGAUGACCCAAGGGCUUUUGAGAGCCCUGACAGUGAUUCCCACAUGCUUCCUGAGGCUGUUCAUUCAAAAGAAAGCAGCCAGGAAAUCAGCAGAGAAAGGGGGAAAGGGGAAACCAUACAUCAGAGCAAAACCAUAGAACAUUUUGACAGAAAUGUAUAUAAUUAUGUUGAUGGUGAUUCAGAUGAAGAUAACAGCCCUGAAUAUGAAAAGAACAAAUCCUUGAAAGAAGAUGAUGAUAACUCUGAAGUAGACAGCCGUCUUGUAGAAGAUAUUAGUCAAUCAACAGAAAAUGUUCCCAGUCAGUCCAGGGAAGAUGCAACCAGUCAUUCUGGGAAGUCUGUAGAGAGUUUAUCCAAGAGGCAUAGUCACAGCCAAUCUAGAGAGAACUUCAACAGCCAUUCUAGAGAAGAUAUGCACAGCCGGUCCAGGGAAGAUGAUAAGCACAGCCGGUCCAGGGAAGAUGAUAAGCACAGCCGGUCCAGGGAAGAUGAUAAACACAGCCAGUCCAGGGAAGAUGAAACCAGAGGGCAUAGUCAGAGCCAGUCUAAAGAGAACAUAAGCAGCCAUUCCAGAGAAGACAAACAUAGCCAAUCAAGGGAAGAUGAUGUACACAGUCAGUCUACAGAACUCUCUAGGCAAUCGAGAGAGGAUGAAGACACAAUAUCUGAAGAAGAUAUAAAGAGUGAAUCCACUGAAGAUACCAGAAGUUCCCAAGAAAAAGACUUUGUGGAAAAGUCUAAAGAGACAGAAGAGGAAUCAGAUGAGCACAGUUCUAGCCAAUCUAAAAAUCAGGAAAGUCACUCUGUUGAAAAAUCAGGAAACAUGCCACCAAGAGCCACUGAAUCCAGAGAAUUCAAGUGGCAUCACAGCAGAUCAAGUGAGAAGAGUUCUUCUAUGGAAGAGAGUGAAGAAUCAGCUGAAGAUACAAAGGAUGACAGCAGAUUGUCUCAAAGUGCAUCAUCUGAGAGCAGCAAAUUAUCUGAAGAAAGUGCCAGCAGUGAUGACAGUAAUUCAAAUGAAGAAGGGCAAGAUCAACAAAGCCAAUCAGCAGAAACCAGUGAAUCCAAAGAAGAGGAAGAUAGCUAUCCUACUGAACGACGUAGUCAAUCCAGAGAGGAUGCAAUGAGCCAGUCUGACAGCAUGGAGGAUAACAGCUGGUCAAGAAGCAUGGAGCUUGAAAACCGAAAGUUAAUGCUUGACAUUUACCAUAACAAACCCUUUAGUGAUUAUGAUGAUAAUGAUUGCCAGGAUGGGUAUUAAUUUAAUGCAUGAAAAACAAAGAAACUCAACUUUGUACAGUAGUCUGAGGUCAGGAUUCUUUCUUUUAAUUUAUUUAAUUGUUCUGGCAAUGUGAAAGCUGACAGGUAGAAUUGGCAAUUCUAGGAGAACCAGAGGCUCCAAUGAAGCACAAAUGCACCUGAGAGGUGUCAAAGACGACAAAAUCAGUUUCGGCAAGAUUUGACACACACUGAUUGUCAUGGAAUGAAGUUCAAAGAGAAAUAUGAGCUAAAGUUGGGCGAUAUUUCUCAGAAUGAACAGUUGAAGAAUUUUGCAGAGACUGAAAGCGUUUGGAUAACAGUGGCAGCUGUCAGCAGUUUUCCUUCACAAACUCUUUCUGCUGUCACUGAAUAUUUUUUCAGAGGCUGAUAUUCAUUUCUUUCACACAACCCUACUAAAAAGAGAGUCAGUUUAUACUUGUGCGCAUAUGUGCACACAACAAUCCAGGACAUGUAGUUUAUUACUGUUGUAGAUUGUGCCUAUGAUCUAUUUAACAGGAAGUUUUCCCUUUAAGUACACAUGACAGGCUGGGCAACCUGGAUUCACAGGCCACACAUGGUUCCCCCUUUUGUGUGUGUGUGUGUGUGUGUGUGCAUGGAAGCCCCUGUCCCUUAAUUUACACUGCUGAAAUCUGGUGACACAACACAGAUCCUUCCAUGCUAAGACAAUUUCCAAUAGCAAAUCUUUCAAAAAGUGCAAAUUUCAGUCCCAAUUCUUUAUCAUGAUGUCAACAUAUCAUCAGCACACUGUUUGGAGUGUGUUUGGGUUUGGAGGAGGAGGAGGAGGAAUCCUUGGCCACGCAAAGUUGUCCAAUGCUAGCUUCUUAAUG
Molecule: messenger RNA, 3025 nt
Organism: Python bivittatus (Burmese python)
Lineage: Eukaryota; Metazoa; Chordata; Lepidosauria; Squamata; Pythonidae
Biological process (GO): extracellular matrix organization; ossification
Cellular component (GO): extracellular matrix
Molecular function (GO): extracellular matrix binding
Source: RefSeq, a predicted model, not a curated record